Xylaria bambusicola is the source of this 5184-nucleotide messenger RNA. RefSeq names its product sulfite reductase. Gene Ontology annotation, cellular component: sulfite reductase complex (NADPH). Gene Ontology annotation, biological process: amino acid biosynthetic process; sulfate assimilation. The record is from RefSeq and is a predicted model, not a curated record. Bases 349 to 4989 code for a protein of 1546 amino acids. Gene Ontology annotation, molecular function: 4 iron, 4 sulfur cluster binding; NADP binding; heme binding. The transcript is spliced from 3 exons. NCBI's taxonomy places the organism in Eukaryota, Fungi, Ascomycota, Sordariomycetes, Xylariales, Xylariaceae.
CAAAGUAGACAGGCCAUCGGGAGGCUCAAUGACAAAGCCGUCGCGCUGAUUGGUGUGUGUCACGAUUUUUGACGAUGGCGUGAUCGUGGUCCAGCCUUGAGAAUAGUCCAAAUCUAUAUGUUUAGUCCUGUAUCCCGCAAGAUUUCAGGCGCUAUUGCGAGACUAGAUGCCACAGCGGGGCCUUAGCAACGGCCCCGACUCGGGAUUUGGCUCAGAUGUCGCCAUCGUCCAGCGCCGUAGAUGUCCACAUGGUUAAAAAAAAUAUUAGAGAUUCUUAGCGGGUAGUAACUGACCCGCGAUUUUUCUCAUUAAUCGUUGUUGGGGAGUCUUUUUUAUGCUGUCUUCAAAAUGUCCUUUCUCUUUGGCAGGGCGGAUUCAUCUACUGCUGCCAGUAACAAGAUGGCAGCCAACGAUAUCCAGAUUCGCACGCCUGAAGAGGCUGUGGCCCGAAUCGCAUACCUAGCCAGCGAUGUUAUUGUCUCUGUACAACCAGCGCAGGGGCAAGGCUCUGCCUACUCUUCUCAUCUGAACAGAUACGCCGCCAGAAAAGACCCUGGUUUGGUUUCCAGAACCGAAGGCGCAGUUCCCGAAAUACAAUCCGUCCGAUAUAACAAUGAUCCCCUCCUUUCCGUCUUCGCUCCCGCUCGCUCAGGUCGUCUUACCUCUGUGACUACCACUUCCAAUAUUCUUCUUCCAUCAAUUGCCCAUCUCUACAAGUUGGCCAACUAUCCUGUGGUUCUCCACGUUUCGCUUGUACCAAGCCAGCUUCCAGAUUACUCCGCCAUUACUGCUAUUAGGAACUCAGGAUGGACUUUUCUCCAGUCAGAAUCCCUCCAGGAGGCUCAAGACAUGGCAAUUACCGCACAUGCUCUCGCUGUUCGAUCUGGCAAGGGUGUCAUACAUUUCUUUGACUCAAACUCUUCCAAUCUUGAUAAGCCUAUUUCCGCCGAGGACUCGAGUUUCGUGGGCCAGAUACUUAACCUUGACGAUGUUCGUCGAUACCAGUCCAGCUCGGUAGCGACCUCGGGUAUCUAUGCAGACGACGGGCGUGUUGCCGUGGCCUCGUUACGACCCGAAACACAAGCUACGCCCGGUACCAACAACUUGAUCGAAUCUGCCAUCUUAGGGGCCGCCUCUAAAGUAACAUCCGCCGAAGUAUCUGAGAAAUCUAGCCAGCAAAGUGAAUCAGUUGCGUCGCCAAGUGUCUCAGAGGCGACUACAAUUGAGCCGUCUGCACCGCAGGUCACAUCCGAAGACAUAUAUAAAUAUGUAGUAUCAAUCUGGACGCAGCUCAAGGACGCGACCGGUAGGGAAUACCAUGCUUUCGAAUGGUCCGGACCAUCUACCGCGGAAAAGGCCAUCUUUGUUUUUGGUUCCGAUGCUGGGUUGUUCGCAGAGGCUCUUGAUAGUGCGAAACCGACCGACGUGUAUGCAAAGGCGGGAAUGAUCACAGCACGCUUAUAUAGGCCGUGGCUGGGUGCUAAGCUCCUUGACAUCAUCCCCAAAUCAGUGCAGCGGCUCGCUGUUCUCGAGCAAGUUUCUAGGAAGACUACAAAAUGGGGCCCGUUGCUUAUCGAUGUCCUGACGUCGGUUAAGAGUAGCCCUGGGGGCGGUGUAAGCACCAUUAUUGGGCAUCAAUUGGGCCACGUAGCUCGUGAAACUAUUGGCCAGGCGCUCAAAGGAGUCUUCCAAAACUUGAGCCUGGACACACCACUACAGAAUCUCGAGAUAGGGAAAACAGAACAAGAUGAGGAUAGCCGAACAGUUGUUUUGGAGCAACCGAAGCUAGAGACUGCUUACACCAAAAUCCUUGAUCAACUCUUUGGCGAGAGAGUUUUCGUAGCAAAUGCUCUCCAGUCGAAGAAUGCAGGCGUCUCUUCUGUAAUAGCUGCGAGUCCUGAGUUCGGCUUUGGCUCAUUGCUUGCCCGAAAGGAGCAUCGUCAACGAUUCGUCAAGGAAGUUAAGACAGCGGCUAGCACAGGCUCCUUCACUACGGAAUCCCCUAUUAACUGGCUGGCGAAAUGGGCAGCAAGUGCCGAAGACGCGCAGAAAGCAGGUGAAAUUGCUGAUGGCGUUAUUGCGCGCCUUGAGACUGACGGGUCUCCGGCUGCCCGCAACCUGCUUUCUCGCAAGAGUCUGUUUAGAAAAGAAUCAUUAUGGCUUAUUGGAUCUGAUGCAUGGUCGUACGAUCUUGGUAACUCUGGUGUUCAUCAUGUUUUGGCCUCUGGAGAAAAUGUCAACAUGCUGAUUAUUGACUCAACUCCCUAUUCAGAACGUGCUGCCGCAGACGCGGAGAGACGGAAGAAAGAUAUUGGUCUGUAUGCUAUGAACUUCGGAAAUGCCUAUGUCGCGUCUACUGCAGUAUAUGGGUCUUAUACCCAGGUCCUGCAGGCUAUGCUCGAAGCCGAUCAGUUUGACGGUCCUUCGAUCGUGCUAGCUUAUUUGCCCUACUUCGGCGAGCACGAUUCCCCUCUAACGGUCUUGCAGGAGACCAAGAAGGCUGUAGAUUUGGGCUACUGGCCUCUUUACAGGUGGAAUCCUAGUAAUGAAGCAAAGGGGGAGCCUAAUUUUGCCCUGGAUUCGGAGCGUAUAAAAGACGAGCUCAAGAAAUUUUUGGCACGUGAUAACCAGCUCACGCAGCUAAUGCGACGAGAGCCAACCUUCGCAGCCAGUCUAGCUCAAGACUUUGGAACAGAAGUCCGAGCGCAACAGAAGCGCAAAGCCAAAGAUGCGUACAACCAGUUGUUAGAAGGUCUAUUCGGGGCGCCUUUAACUAUCUUAUUUGCUUCGGACAACGGAAACGCACAGUCGUUGGCUAAGCGACUAGGAACCAGAGGCCGUGCCAGGGGGCUAAAGACAACGGUGAUGGCGAUGGAAGAUUAUCCUGUCGAAGAUCUACCCACAGAAGAGAACAUCAUUUUCGUCACCUCAACUGCCGGGCAAGGUGAAUUCCCACAGAAUGGUAAGCCUCUAUGGGAUGCGAUCAAGGAUAGUACCGAUCUUGAUCUCGCCUCCGUCAACUACUCGGUAUUUGGCCUUGGCGAUAAGCACUACUGGCCUCGCAAAGAGGACAGGGUCUACUACAACAAGCCUGCCAAAGAUCUUGAUAGGUUAUUGGCCACGUUCAGCGGCAAGAGGUUGGCAGAUGUUGGCCUUGGCGAUGACCAAGAUCCUGACGGAUAUCAAACCGGCUAUGCCGACUGGGAACCAAAGAUUUGGCAGGCAUUGGGCGUUGCCAAUGUUGAAGGGCUUCCAGAAGAGCCGCCGCCGAUCACCAACGAAGAUAUCAAGUUGGCCUCCAAUUACCUGCGAGGAUCUAUCGUUGAAGGUCUAAACGAUCCAACGACUGGCGCUAUAUCUGCGUCGGAUCAGCAACUGACCAAAUUCCACGGUACUUAUAUGCAAGAUGACCGUGACGUUCGUGAUGAGCGGAAAGCGCAAGGACUAGAGCCCGCAUAUUCAUUCAUGAUACGAUGCAGGCUCCCUGGCGGCGUGUCAACCCCACAGCAAUGGAUCCAGAUGGACGACAUUAGCACAAGUCUUGGCAAUGAAACCAUGAAGCUCACCACAAGACAAACCUUCCAGUUCCACGGUGUGGUCAAGGGGAAACUCAAGCCCGCUAUGCAAGCCAUCAACAGAGCACUCAUGACUACUAUUGCCGCCUGCGGUGAUGUCAACCGAAAUGUCAUGUGCAGUUCUUUACCCACCCAAUCUCAAUACCAUAAAGAAGUUUGGGCUUGUUCUAAGAAAAUCAGUGACCAUCUUCUUCCUGCUACCACUGCCUACCAUGAGAUAUGGCUCACGGACGAUGAUAACAAGAAGACGCAAAUUGCGGGCGAUGCAGUCCAAGACUUCGAACCCUUGUACGGGCCAACCUACCUACCCCGAAAGUUUAAGAUCACUAUUGCGAUCCCCCCUCACAAUGACACCGACGUAUACGCCCACGAUGUUGGCUUAAUUGCGAUCAAAGGAGACGAUGGUCACCUCAUUGGCUUUAACGUCCUUGCCGGCGGUGGCAUGGGCGCUACACACAACAAUAAGAAGACUUACCCUCAGACAGGGCGCAUGAUGGGCUAUGUCAAGGCUGAAGAAGUCCACAUCGCCUGUGAAAAGAUCAUGCUUGUUCAGAGAGACCACGGAGACCGUAAAAAUCGCAAACAUGCCCGUCUAAAGUAUACAAUUGAUGAUCUCGGCGUCGACGUUUUCCGUUCCAAAGUUGAGGCCAUGUGGGGCAAGUCCUUUGAGCCAGAACGGUCGUUUCACUUCAAGAGCAAUAUUGAUACAUUUGGCUGGCAGAGGGACGAGAAUGGCUUGAAUCAUUUUACUUUUUUCAUUGAGAAUGGCCGGAUUGAGGAUACUGCAGAGUUCCAAAUGAAGACCGGUCUGCGUGAAAUCGCCAAGGUACACAAAGGGGAGUUUAGAUUAACUGGAAACCAACAUCUCAUUCUUUCCAAUGUCGCUGACGACGACUUGCCGGGUAUGAAGGAGCUGCUCAAGAAAUACAAGCUUGAUAACGUUCAGUUCUCAGGCUUGCGUCUUAGCUCUUCUGCUUGCGUUGCGUUCCCAACCUGUGGCUUAGCUAUGGCGGAAAGUGAACGCUAUCUCCCUGUUCUCAUCAGUAAAUUGGAGGACUGCCUUGAAGAGAAUGGCUUGAAGCAGGACUCUAUCGUCAUGCGCAUGACGGGUUGUCCGAACGGUUGUGCUCGCCCCUGGUUAGCUGAGGUUGCUUUCGUCGGUAAAGCAUAUGGCGCUUAUAACAUGUACCUGGGUGGUGGCUACCAUGGCCAACGUCUCAACAAGCUCUAUCGAUCGAGUAUCAAGGAGGACGAGAUCCUUGCCAUCAUGAAGCCUCUGCUCAAGCGAUACGCAACCGAGCGUGAGGACGGUGAGCACUUUGGUGACUUCUGUAUCCGCGCGGGCGUCAUUGUAGCAACAAAGGAGGGCCGAGACUUCCAUGAUAAUGUAAGCUACACGCUGCCCAACUUGUGAGAUAAUUGACUGACACCUUGUAGGUUGCCGAAGAGGAAUCAGACGAAGAAUAAAUCAGCGACAUCAUAUUAGUCCAUGAGGCAAAGAGCCUAUGUCCUUUCUGCGUACUUGGUUUCAAGUUUAUAGGCGUAUGGGGUAUUUAGAUCCGGGAAUGGUAGGGACGCAGCAUAUGAUAUUGUAUGCUCAACCAUGUUA